Molecule: messenger RNA, 3595 nt
Organism: Oenanthe melanoleuca
Lineage: Eukaryota; Metazoa; Chordata; Aves; Passeriformes; Muscicapidae
Gene: FAM161A
Product: FAM161 centrosomal protein A
Exons: 7
Coding region: 235-2835 (866 amino acids)
Biological process (GO): cilium organization
Cellular component (GO): photoreceptor connecting cilium; ciliary basal body; cilium
Source: RefSeq, a predicted model, not a curated record
GAGGGUGCAGAAAUCGGGGGCUUUCCAGUAAGACCUAGAGCCCCGCAGCAAGGCACCCGAAGAGCCGCAGGGGCAGCGGCUGCGGGGCGCUCGGGCCGGGCGUUAACGCGCCGCGCUCCGGCUGCGCUCCCGCCCCGGGGCCGCCUCCGCGGGGGCGGAGCGGGCUCCCCCUCUGCCUGCUGCCCGGGUUCCGCCUUCCCUGCUGUCCCCGCUCCGCCUCUGCCCGCUGCCGGCAUGGAGGACGCGCACCGGGCCGCCCGCCUGGCCGCCCUGUGCCUCCGCACGCCGCUGGACCCGCGCACACGGGCACCGGCCGCGCUCUACGAGCGGGGAGCGCCGCAGGAUGGCUUUGACUUGGAUUCAAAUAUCAACAGAGAGCAGACCUCCCCUUCAAAGAGAGACUGUGACAAUUGGAUAGACUUUUCCAAAAUGUACAAUUCAAAUCAAGAGUAUUACUUGAAGCUGGAAGAGUUGAAGAAUGCCCACAUGGAGACCAUGGCAAAACUGGAAAGCAUGUAUCAGAACAAACCCUAUUUAAAAGGAGUACAAGCCUUAGAUAAGAGAAAUGACACCUGUCCAAAGUGCUCCAGGCCAACUUGGGACAAGAGCUCAUAUCAGCCUAUUAACCUGCACAAAUCCUUUUCAGACUCAGACUUAAGUGAUCCCUUGGACUCAAGUGUAUCCGACACGUCUGAGGUAGAAUUAGUGUUUGAAGAAAACAGCAGUGAAACUGGAUCAUCCUCGUUUGCUAGGCAGCAGAUUGAAAAAAUGUGGGAUGGGUUCUCCCUGGAAGACUACAUCUCCCGUGCCAAGCACAGCUUGCCCAGCUCACCACCACCCUGCAGGAAGGUGCCCAAGAAACAGAAGGUGUGGUCUCCCAGAAUCACCGUGCCCAAGCCCUUCCAGAUGACCAUCAGGGAAGCCCAGAAGAAGGAGCAGAACGUCAAGUCCAAGUCACGGAUUGAGCUGGAGAAUCACUUACUGAAGAAGCAGCUGGAGGAGGAGGCAGAGUGCCAGAAGAAGUUCCGAGCCAACCCCGUGCCCGCCGCCGUCCUCCUGCCGCUCUACCACGACAUCGUGCAGCGCGACGAGGAGCGCAGGAGGUCCGUCAGGGAGAGGAGCAAACUCAGGCUCCUGGCUUCCCAAAAGCCAUUCAAAUUCAUUGAGAGAGAGAGGCAAAGGAGAGAAACCAGGAAAAUGCAGUUAAAAGAUGUUCUGCCGCCUGAAAGUGAAAGCAAGGUGUUCAGAGCGAGACCGGUCCCAAAAUGUGUUUAUAGUCCAGAUUACAAUGACAAGCUAAAGGAGAAGGAGCUUUACAGGGAAAUCAGGAUCAGGAUGAGAGCAGAGGAGCUGCUACGAAAUUCAAGUGUACCCAACAGCAGACUGGCCUUAAAAGAGACCAACAAAAACAAGAAACACAAGAGCACUGAGCACAAACCCAAAAUCAAACCAAGCAUUCCUGAUUUUGAAUUCCUACAUGAGAAAUUCCAGGAACGCCUCCUGCAACAAAAAAAAGUGAAACCCCUCACAGUCUGUGAGCCUUUCCACCUUUUUACCUCCUACAUUCCCUCAAACAAGGACAAGAUCCUGAAGGACAUUCAAGAGGAUGAAGAGACAUUGAAGGAAACACGGUGGCCAUUUGCCUCUCUGAGAAGGAAGCCUCAGAUGGGGCAGUCAGGGGCAAACCCACAUCUCCUGAGAAGAGGAAAAUCCAAGUUUCCCAAAAACACAGAAGCCACAAGACGACGGCUACAAGCCUUGAGGAAUUCCCUUGAGGAAAAGAGAAAGCUGGAAGAACAACAAAAGAGGAACAGAACCAAGCAGAAACAAAGAACGAGAAAAUUCCAGAAAAUUGUGAUGGCUCGGGCUGAGGCCAAUGACCCACAUCAGAGCCUGGCUCAGAUGUCUAAAUCCAGAUUAAAAACAUUCAGGAACAGCGAGAGGCAGAGAAGGCAGGAAUAUUUGCAAGAAUUGCAAGAAAUGGAAAAAAGAGUAAAACAAAUGCCAUUGCUUUUUGAAAGAGUUGCUCAGAAAAAUGCCAGAAUAGCUGCAGAAAAGUAUUAUUCAAACAGACUGAGAGAACUGGGGAUCUGCCCAGAGUUUGUUUCGAAGAAAGGAGAAGCAGCCAAAUCACUGCAGUUCUCCAGUGCUGGAGAUUUUACCUCUGUUGCUGUCAGAAAAAGAGUCAUCAAGGUUAAAGCAAAAAAAGGGGAAUCCUUUGAGGAAGCACCUGGUGACAAUCCCCAGUAUGAGCAGUUCUGGGAGGAGGAGGAGGAGGAGGAAGAGAAGGGACAAAGUGUCAAAACUUCUACCCCAGAUGAGCAGUGCAGUGAUCUGGAGGAUGAGGCCAGAGCCAGCCCUGAUGUCCUUGAGCCUGAAUCCAGCCAGCACAGUGAGGAGGAGGAGGAGGAAGAGGACGAGGAAGCAAAGUCAAGCCCAUCACUUGGUCAAUCCCAGGAGGAAGAGGAGGAAGAAGAGGAAGCAAAGUCCAGCCCAUCACUUAGUCAUUCCCAGGAGGAGGAGGAAGAGGAAGCAAAGGCAGAACCAUCUCUUGACCAUUCCCAGGAGGAAGAGGAAGAAGAGGAAGCAAAGGCAGGCCCAUCUCCUGAUCAUUCCCAGGAGGAAGAAGAGGAAGCAAAGGCAGACCCAUCUCUUGACCAUUCCCAGGAGGAAGAGGAGGAUGAGUCCAGGCCCAGCUCUUGGUCUGGCAGGUCCCAGGAGCAGGAAGAGGAAGCUCAGUCAGACCCUGAAGCUGAGGGUGCCUCCCAGUAUGAGGAUGAGGAGUAUGAGAGUGAUGAUUCCCAGGAGAAGCCCAGUGAAGAGGAAGGGGACUGACAGGAAGGGUUGGCACUCAGGAACCUCUUCCAGUGCUGGCUGUGGAACAGACACCAGAAAAAGAAUUUGGUGCUUUGCUACACAUCCAAAAUUUUGUGAAGUUUUACCUCUUAGUUUAAGGGACCUGCUAGUGCAGGAAUUGUGUUUGUUUUCCAGUAAGAAAGCUCAAGUUUGUAGUUUUCACCAAGAAAAUAAUUUCCUUUUGUAUCACUCUUCUUCAUUGCACUUUUCUGACAUGGGUGCACCUCUGUUCUUAAAAUGAGCUGCAACCUCAUGGUUUAAUAAUGAAUUACACAGUGUGCUGUGUAACUACUGAGGGCUCAUAUCCAGCUCUUCCCAUGGGCUGGCAAAGCCAGGGAAGAUUUUGGAGCAGGAAUUGCCAUUUUAUCCCUGGAAAAGGGGAAUCUUUUUACCUCAGGUAACUCUAAUUGUAUGAAACUAUGCAAGGAAGUGCUUUAAUACCUCUUCUUACACACUGGCAACUCAGGACUUCAGCUACUCCACAAAAACUCUCAAAAUAAUAUUUGGGAUUUGUUUUUCUUCAUUUUAUCAGUAGUACCUUCUCCUACUGACUUUCUUGCUAAAAAACCUGUUACUAUUUUUUCCUCCUUAUUUUGUUACACAGUUUCUCCAUGUUUGGAAGUUUUUUAAGCAUUCUUAUUUAUUUUUGAAGUGUGAACAUAACUAAUGUGAAUUUGAAACUUUUUUAAAAACUUGAAUUAAAUAUCUGUGAAAAUAUUAAUCCUUGCUUCACAAGAGA